Molecule: messenger RNA, 1480 nt
Organism: Dermatophagoides pteronyssinus (European house dust mite)
Lineage: Eukaryota; Metazoa; Arthropoda; Arachnida; Sarcoptiformes; Pyroglyphidae
Product: very long chain fatty acid elongase 7-like
Biological process (GO): very long-chain fatty acid biosynthetic process; fatty acid elongation, polyunsaturated fatty acid; fatty acid elongation, saturated fatty acid
Cellular component (GO): endoplasmic reticulum membrane
Molecular function (GO): fatty acid elongase activity
Source: RefSeq, a predicted model, not a curated record
UGGCCACAAAUGAACAAUAGCUCUGUGUGGUAUGUGCCUGCAGUCAGUGUGUGUAUAAAAUCAAAUAAAAAUCUCAUCCAUUGGUCAAAAUCUCAUCAAAUUGUUGUUUGAUUGCUGCUGUCAAACACACACACACAUAUUCAGAGACAUAAAGAGUUCGGGCUGGUGUUUUUCCUAUUUUUUUUCGUUUGCAUCUUUUUUCAACUUUGCUCAACAGUUCAAACAAUCAACGACAACUUUAUUCAUCAAAUUUUUUUCUGUUGUUGUUUAUCAUCGACAAAUUGGAAAUUCAAAUCGAUGUGAAAUAUUGAUUGAUUCUUGAAGAAUCCGCAACCGAAAAUCACCUUAUUCAUUUCAAUUUUUGUUUGUUUGUUUUGAAGAAAUUUAUCAACAAAUAACAAAUAGCAACAACGAAAAACAUGGAAACAUUAAGAUAUUAUAUGUUCGAUUUUUGGGAACAAGAAAGUGAUAAACGUAUUAGUGAUUAUCCAUUAAUGAAAGGUGGCCCAUGGAUUGCAUGGUCAAUUGUUAUAACAUAUGUUUAUUUUGUUACAAGUCUUGGACCAAAAUUAAUGAAAAAUCGUCAAUCAAUGAAUCUACAAUGGCUUAUUGUUACAUAUAAUUUAUUAAUGAUAUUAAUAAAUGGUUAUUUUUUCUAUCAAAUAAUGAUACCAUAUCGUUUUGGUAUCGAUAUAAAAAUAUGGGAUUUUCAACGUACCGAACAAAUUGAUCAUUCACCACGUACAAUGCAUAUCUGUCUUUUAAGCUAUUUAUAUUUAAUUAGUAAAUAUAUGGAUUUAGCUGAAACAAUAUUUUUUGUAUUAAGAAAAAAAUUUAAUCAAAUUACUAGUUUACAUGUUUAUCAUCAUGCUAUUGUACCAAUAUUAGUACAUAUGUUUAUUAAAGUAUCACCGGCCGGUGGACCAGGUGCUAUGUUUCCAUUAUUAAAUUCAUUUAUACAUACUAUAAUGUACAUCUAUUAUACAUUAUCGGCAUUAGGUUUACGACGUUAUACAUGGUGGAAAAAAUAUGUCACACAAUUACAAUUGACACAAUUUGUCAUUUUUGGUAUUUAUGGUUGGCUAUUUUUACUCAAUCAACGUGGUUAUCCAAAAAUAUUUACAUUUUUAGGCAUCAUACAACCAGUUAUAUUUUUUGCAAUGUUUUUUUCAUUCUAUAAACGUGCAUAUAGAUUAUCAUCGGAUAAACAACAACGACAAUCAAAAACAAUGAACAUAAUGGAUACUAUCGAUACCAACACCAACAACAACAACAAGAUGACCAAUGGAUCAACUAAAACAAUCAUCAACGCUGAUGAUGAAGAUAAUAAUCGAAUUUGUCAAAAUGGUCACAUUAAUGGUAAUAAAACCAAUGGUCAUAUUGUUGUUGAUAAUAAGAAAAAUGAAUAAUAAUAAUUGACAUUGAAGAAAGCAAUAAAAACGAAAAAACAACAAAAAAAAUUAUACAAGAUUGACGUUUA